AUGGGUCCAAAAGACGAGCCUGGUACUUACCGGUAUAAAGAAUCCCCAGUUUAUACUGCCUCCAACGGCUGUCCGGUACGAACAUUCCUGACAAAGGUUUUCGAUCCCGAAUCUUCCCAGAGAAUCGGUAGCAAUGGCCCUCUUCUCCUUCAGGACUUUCACUUGAUCGACUUGCUCGCCCACUUUGACCGAGAACGCAUACCAGAGCGAGUUGUUCACGCCAAAGGUGCGGGGGCGUACGGUGAAUUCGAAGUAACAGAUGACAUCAGUGAUAUCACCACAAUUGAUAUGCUCAAAGGAGUUGGUAAGAAAACCAAACUCGUCACCCGCUUUUCCACCGUCGGGGGAGAGAAAGGUUCCGCCGACAGCGCUCGUGAUCCGCGUGGAUUUUCAGUCAAAUUUUACACCGAAGAAGGCAACUGGGACUGGGUAUUCAAUAACACGCCAAUCUUCUUCCUCCGUGAUCCUUCCAAAUUUCCCCUUUUCAUCCACACCCAAAAAAGAAACCCCCAAACAAACCUGAAAGACGCCGAUAUGUUCUGGGAUUAUCUUUCUACUCACCAGGAAUCGGCACAUCAAGUCAUGCACCUCUUCAGUGACCGCGGGACUCCGUACUCGUAUCGGCAUAUGAACGGCUACUCUGGCCACACCUUCAAGUGGAUCAAGCCCGAUGGCAGCUUCAACUACGUCCAGCUCCAUCUCAAGACCGACCAAGGAAAUAAGACGUUCACCGACGAGGAGGCCACCGCACUUUCCAGCUCCAACCCAGACUGGCACACCCAGGACCUAUACGAGGCAAUCGAGCGCAGGGAAUACCCUUCAUGGACCUGCUACGUACAAGUCCUCAGCCACGAACAAGCAGAAAAAUUCCGAUGGAACGUGUUUGACCUGACCAAAGUCUGGCCACAAAGCGAAGUACCUCUUCGCCGCUUCGGCAAGUUGACUCUGACCCAAAACCCGCAAAACUACUUCGCCGAGAUCGAACAGGCUGCUUUCGCCCCUUCGCACUUGGUACCCGGCGUUGAGCCCUCCGCCGAUCCCGUCCUGCAAUCUCGACUAUUCUCAUAUCCAGACACUCAUCGCCAUCGGCUGGGCGUCAACUACCAACAAAUCCCCGUCAACUGCCCGCUUCGCGCAUUCAAUCCGUACCAACGCGAUGGCGCGAUGGCGGUGAAUGGGAAUUACGGCGCCAACCCCAACUACCCGUCGUCCUUUCGCUCCCUGAAAUUCCAGCAGCCUGUCAAAGCUAGUCAAGAGCAUGAGAAGUGGGCCGGUGCUGUCGUCUCUCAACAGAUUCCCGUCACGGACGAGGAUUUUGUGCAACCGAAUGGUCUAUGGCAGGUUCUUGGCCGUACCCCCGGGCAGCAGGAGAAUUUGGUGAAGAAUAUUGCUGGUCAUUUGUGCAAUGCCAAAGAGAAGGUUCGCAAGCAGGCAUAUACCAUGUUCUACCGGAUUAAUCGUGAUCUUGGGGAGAGAAUUGAAAAGAGCACGGAGGCGAAUGCGUCUCGACAGGCUCGUCUGUAG
Messenger RNA from Talaromyces proteolyticus, 1524 nucleotides. Its product is annotated as catalase Cat. The record is from RefSeq and is a predicted model, not a curated record. Gene Ontology annotation, molecular function: heme binding; catalase activity. Bases 1 to 1524 code for a protein of 507 amino acids. NCBI's taxonomy places the organism in Eukaryota, Fungi, Ascomycota, Eurotiomycetes, Eurotiales, Trichocomaceae. The transcript has 4 exons. Gene Ontology annotation, biological process: response to hydrogen peroxide; hydrogen peroxide catabolic process. Gene Ontology annotation, cellular component: peroxisome; cytoplasm; mitochondrion.